Messenger RNA from Paramuricea clavata, 209 nucleotides. The record is from the annotation of a GenBank genome assembly. NCBI's taxonomy places the organism in Eukaryota, Metazoa, Cnidaria, Anthozoa, Malacalcyonacea, Plexauridae.
GUCAUAAUCACCAAAGCUGGUAAAGGUCACUUCACAUUCCAUGUGGCUCCUCUGGUGAACGCACCCACCACCCAGGAUGAAUUGAAUCAACAUGUCUUGACGUUGACAGAUGGUCAAGAUCGCAGGAUUUCGCGACCAGUUGGAACACACAUCAUCAACUUGAAACUACCCACAGGAUUUGUAUGUGAUCACUGUGUCUUGCAGUGGCG